UGCAUACAGUCUGAUACCCGAGGACGCUGUGAAAUGAACAAACAAAUUCUGCGCCUGUGCUACUUUGAAGUAUUUCUCCUGUGGCUCACGAAUAAUAUUGGCGCUGUCGAGGUAAACGAGGAGUCUUCUAAAGAUGAAGGAUGUUUGGAUCCUCCUUUAAUAAUUUACUUAGAUGCAGGAAAUGAAAUAGAAGCUUUAAUAAAAUCCGUCGAAACAAUUCGAAGACAGCAAAAAGACACGGAGGAUGCGCUACAAAGAGUCCAAAUUGUUAUGGAAAAAUAUGAGAAGCGCUUAGCGGAACUAGAGAGCAAAUUGCAGUCAACUGCGAAUCUUCAACAAGAUGAACAAACUCUUAUGGAAAUAAAUGGGAAGCGUUUAGCGGAACUCGAGAGAAAAUUGCAGUCUACCGCGGUUAUGGAACAACAGAAAGCUGAGCGCAAGCUAACCGCCAUACGUGAUUGUACGGAGGCGAAGGUGAAGAAUGGCGUUCGAUAUAAGGAUGGCAUAUACGAAUUACAUUUAUCGGGCUUUCGGCCGUUCAAUGUAUAUUGCCUGACUAAGUGUUUACCAGAAGACCCAGAAGAUUGCUAUCCGUGGACCGUAGUACUACGAAAUGAACACAGCGAUAAUGGUACCUUGGAAAAAAACUGGUCUGAAUAUCAAGCUGGCUUUGGAAACGCGAACAAUGAUUAUUUUAUUGGAUUAGAUCGCUUGCAUGUCAUGACAAAGACUUCACCCCACGCUUUAUUAGUUGGUGUUGAUUUUGAGUCGGAGCGAUUCUUUUACUAUGAUAAGUUUUCCAUCAGAGGUGAGAGGUCCAAGUAUGCUGUAGAUGUUUUGGAAAAUGGCAGAGGAGAUCCGGGUGUAUAUUAUUUUUCAUAUAUAAAAGACUUUGGGUUUUCUACCGAUGGGCACUGUGCAAUAAAGCAAAGACGGGGCUGGUGGUAUAAUUACUUUUGUGCUAUGGACGCAUUGAGGCGUCAAUUUUCUUAUUACUUUUACUUGGCAAUUCGGCCGAGACAUUCCGACAACCAUUAGAGAAAACCACAAUAUGAGAAAAUUAUUUUUUAGGUGGAAUAAAAGGUAUGGAUUACUGUACGCAUAUGUCUUUGGUGGAUGGGAUACGGAACGAUAAUUUAAAUAAGACGUUACGCUUCAUAAAAAAGCUCCCGUAAAGUUUCGUAUUUGGUGUUUGUUCAUUUGAUUAUUGAAAUAAAUUGAAAAUACAUUGAGAACU
Messenger RNA from Anastrepha ludens (Mexican fruit fly), 1237 nucleotides. RefSeq names its product angiopoietin-1-like. The transcript is spliced from 5 exons. The record is from RefSeq and is a predicted model, not a curated record. Lineage: Eukaryota; Metazoa; Arthropoda; Insecta; Diptera; Tephritidae. Bases 34 to 1038 code for a protein of 334 amino acids.